This is a messenger RNA of Syngnathoides biaculeatus (alligator pipefish), 3053 nucleotides long. RefSeq names its product cAMP-specific 3',5'-cyclic phosphodiesterase 4C-like. The transcript is spliced from 12 exons. Lineage: Eukaryota; Metazoa; Chordata; Actinopteri; Syngnathiformes; Syngnathidae. Gene Ontology annotation, biological process: signal transduction. The record is from RefSeq and is a predicted model, not a curated record. Gene Ontology annotation, molecular function: 3',5'-cyclic-AMP phosphodiesterase activity. Gene Ontology annotation, cellular component: nucleus; perinuclear region of cytoplasm; cytosol. The coding region runs from base 725 to 2968 and encodes 747 amino acids.
CUCAUCGCAUCGCGUUUCCACCAAACAGCACCAUUCAGUUUGACCCCAGUUAGCAAAAACUGAGUUUCCACUGCAGGGUAUGUAUACAUGGGCAAAUGGCGGCGUACCAUCGCAGCAUGAUACAUUAAAAAAUAGCCAGUUGCAUUUCUUUUAGAUGAGAAUGAUGAAAAUAGUUAGGUUGGAUGCAAUUGAGUAGGUCAGUUUUAUUAAAACCGAUCGCUCUUACGCUUCAUUUCACACUGAAGUUGGUGAGCCACGGUGGUAAAUUUGGGUGGAGGUUACCAAAAAAACGGGGUUACACUCAGCUCAUUGUUUAAUUUGUUGCAUCGCUCUCGCUACGCUUUGAAAGAGUUCGGCAAAAUGACGCAACACAGGCGUUUGCUUAUGUGAAGCAUUAAAGGCUUUUUGUACAGUCGGGGGCAUCGGCGUGACUUCGCACUUCGAUGUGGAUCCCUGGCGACGUAUUCCACUGACAGCCUCGUGAAUUAAAUUAGCAAUUGAACAUUGCAUUGAAUUUUGGGGUGCUGUUGUGUUGAAGACUUUAGUGCACAAUGGUAUACAAAAUGAAUCACGGUUUUCUUUAAUAUCCUAAAAAGUAGUCAUUUUGGAGGUCACAUUUAUUUGUAUAGUCUUUCAUAACAAGAGGGUCUGAAAGGGCCUCACAAGAACAGGGAACAUCCCCAGAUCUGAAAACCUUAUUUGGGGAGAAAAGAAGGGACCACAGAUGGACGGACGGGCAAGGAUUCCACCCAACAGUGGCAGUAAAUGCGUCACGGAUCCCGGGGUGCGACAUGUCGAGGUUCUGGCCAGUCUGCGAUCGGUGCGGAGCAAUUUCACCAUCCUCGCCAACGUCUCCACUCCGACAGUCAAGAGGUCGCCACUGGGUGGGGUGUGCGUGAGUCCCAGGGCCACGCUGUCGGACCAGCAGUACCAGCAGCUCGCUCUGGACACGCUGGAAGAAUUGGACUGGUGUCUGGACCAGCUGGAAACCAUCCAGACUCACCGCUCAGUCAGCGAGAUGGCGUCCAACAAGUUCAAGAGGAUGCUGAACAGAGAGCUGUCCCACCUCUCUGAGAUGAGUCGCUCCGGAAACCAGGUGUCAGAGUACAUCUCCAGCACUUUCCUGGACAAGCAGAACGAAGUGGACAUCCCUUCCCCGACCCUGAAAGACAAGCCGAUGAGUCAAAUUAGCGGCGUGCGGAAACUGUCGCACAGCUCCAGCCUCUCCAGCGCCUCCAUGCCUCGCUUCGGGGUCAACACGGACCACGAGGAGGAGCUUGCCAAGGAGUUGGAGGACAUUGACAAGUGGAGCUUCAACAUAUUCCAAGUUGCCAAAUUCUCCAACAACAGACCUCUCAGCUGCAUCAUGUACACAAUCUUCCAGGAGCGAGAGCUGCUGAAGACCUUCCGCAUCCCCGCCGACACCUUCGUCACUUACGUGAUGACCCUGGAGGACCAUUACCACGGCAACGUAGCGUACCACAACAGCCUCCACGCCGCCGACGUCACGCAGUCCACUCAUGUGCUCCUCUCCACGCCGGCCCUCGACGCCGUCUUCACCGACCUGGAGAUCCUCGCCGCCCUCUUCGCCGCCGCCAUCCAUGAUGUGGACCAUCCGGGGGUCUCCAAUCAGUUCCUCAUCAACACCAACUCGGAGCUGGCGCUAAUGUACAACGACGAGUCGGUUCUGGAGAACCACCACCUGGCGGUGGGCUUCAAGCUCCUGCACCAGGACAACUGUGACAUCUUCCAGAACCUCACCAAGCGCCAGCGGCAGAGCCUCCGCAAGCUCGUCAUCGACAUCGUUUUGGCCACAGACAUGUCCAAACACAUGACCCUGCUGGCAGACCUGAAGACCAUGGUGGAGACGAAGAAGGUGACGAGCUCUGGCGUCCUCCUGCUGGAUCACUACAAUGAGCGCAUUCAGGUCCUGAGGAACAUGGUGCACUGUGCCGACCUGAGCAACCCCACCAAGACCUUACCCUUGUACCGGCAGUGGACGGAGAGGAUCAUGGAGGAGUUCUUUCGCCAGGGCGACAAGGAGAGGGAGCGCGGCAUGGAGAUCAGCGCCAUGUGCGACAAACACACCGCCUCGGUGGAGAAGAGCCAGGUGGGUUUCAUCGACUACAUCGUCCACCCGCUGUGGGAGACGUGGGCCGACCUGGUGCACCCCGACGCCCAGGAGCUUCUGGACACGUUGGAGGAGAACCGCGAGUGGUACCUGACCACCAUGCCUCAGUCACCGUCGCCUCCGCCAGACAGACACUUGCAGCAUGACCGCUUCCAGUUCGAGAUCACGUUGGAGGACCUGGAGCACAACAACCACAACCACGUGUGCACGAGGAUCGGCGGCGGGCAAGUUGCGAGUGAGAAGGAAGAUGAGAAGAACCACAACAGGGAGCAGAACGGCGUGAGUGACGACGAAGAAGAGGCUGGGGAAAAGGAGGCAGAGGAGGACGAGGAAGAAAUCCCUGCAGAGGAGCAGGUAGAAGACGAGACGGGCGACACCGAAAAGGAAGAGGAAGCGGAGGAUGAGGAGACUAAAGGAGGGGAGAGUGAAGAUAAUUUGGAUGAAAAUGGAGCCCAGGAGGACGGAGGGGAAAAUGAGGACGCGGGAGUCGGGAAUGUGCAGGAGGAAGAGCAGGAAGAAGGGAAUGUGGAGGAAGAUGGAGGAGAAGGGGGGGAUGGUGACGAGGAAGAUGCAGCAGAAGGGAAUGCGGAGGAAGAGGAUGUUGCAGAAGGGAAUGUGGAGGAGGAGGAAGAUGAAGGAGAAGGGAAUGUUGAAGAGGUGGAAGAUGAGGCGGCAAGGAACGAGGAGGAGGAGGAGGCGGCAGGGGAUGGAGAGGAGGAGGAGGAAAAAGGGAAUGAGGAGGACCAAGAGGGAGAUGCCGGAGAAGAAGAGGAAAAUGAUGCGGAAGAGGAAGGGAGCGCUGAAGAGGAAGCAAACGGGGAAGAAGAGGACAGUUAGUGGGGCGUACGAGGCAAAACGAGGUCAGCGAGAAAAUGCGGAUGAAAAUGCGCCGUUUGGCGAGAGCCAGCCUUGUCACUCACGU